AUGAACAAAGUUCCGAUGGACGAGGAUGCGUCAGAGGACAAUCCCACUCUUCUCCUCCUUCUGGAUGUCAUUCCGUCGUUUGUCAUCGUGCUGAGUGCUGCUGUUGCUGGCCUGAGCGCAGACAUCGAGUCGGAGCACCCCGUAUGGAAGGUCUUGGAAAUCUGCUUCACUGUGUUUUUCAUUGGCGAGAUCAUGGUGAAGCUGAAGGUGUUUGGCUUUAGGGAAUUUCUGCGUGGCGCUGAUUGGUACUGGAGCUGGUUCGACAUAAUUUGUGUCAUAUUGGCUGUUGUUGAUAUCAGCCUCACGUACUCCAGCAGCUCCAGCACGGCUCCCCCUUCAGAUAACGACGCAGGUGAAUCAGCUUCUGGCACUGGCUUUGACUUUGGAUUGCUGAAGAUGCUGAAGCUGGCCCGCUUGGGCCGGAUUGUUCGGUUGCUGAAGUUCAAGAUCUUCCAGGAGCUGAAGUUGAUGAUUCAGGGAGUGUUCACCGGCCUGCGUGUGCUGUUCUGGGCUGUCGUUCUACUCUUUUUCAGCAUCUACUUGCUGGGCGUCAUAUCUCGGACUCUUUUUUCCAACUUGCCUGAGUUCGAAACUGUUCCAGCCGCAAUGUUUACAACCUUUCGGUGCUUUACCGACGGAUGUGCGGCCUACGAUGGAACACCACUGCAAGAGAGGCUAAGACAUCGGCACGGUGGGAUCUUCAUGUUCGCAUACAUGCUGCUCUUUCUUUUCGUGACAAUUGGCAUUUUCAAUUUGAUCAUGGCUGUUUUCAUUGAUAAUGUGACGGAUGGCAGCACAAAGAAGAGGCAGCGUCAGUUGGGUGAGAACGCCCCGAGAACGGAAUGGGUCAUUGCCUCUGCCCUGAGGGAGAUCAUCCUCACCAACAUAGUCCGCCAGCAGGUUGAGGAUCAGGUGGCCGAAGAAGAGCGCAAUGGAGUGCCUGGUGGUCAGCGCCGGGUGUCGAAAUUGCUGCGUGAAAGGCUGCAGGCUCUUCAGGAGAUGUACGGUUACAAGCCGCAUACGACACAGGAGUAUGAGGAGUUUACACAACACAUCCGCGAGGAGAUGGCGCAACGAGAUGUUGUUGUUACAAAGGAGCAGUUCAACCACUGGCUAACAACCGAAAAGGAGUUGAUUGGAAGGCUCGAGGACUCCGAGAUUGAUUUAUCUUGCAAGUUCGACUUGUUUGACGUCCUUGAUGCCGACCUGAGUGGUGAGCUGGAGUUCGAGGAGAUGAUUGAUGGCCUGCUGAAGUGCCGCGGUCCGGCCUCAAAGACAGACAUCAUUGCCAUCAGGUUGAAAACUUCGCUGGGUGUAAAGAUGCUCACCAAGAUCUGUGAAAAACUCGGAGUUAAUGAUGAUUAA
This is a messenger RNA of Symbiodinium pilosum, 1365 nucleotides long. The record is from the annotation of a GenBank genome assembly. Lineage: Eukaryota; Dinophyceae; Suessiales; Symbiodiniaceae.